Molecule: messenger RNA, 888 nt
Organism: Tetrahymena thermophila SB210
Lineage: Eukaryota; Ciliophora; Oligohymenophorea; Hymenostomatida; Tetrahymenidae
Product: aldo/keto reductase family oxidoreductase
Exons: 1
Cellular component (GO): cytosol
Molecular function (GO): aldose reductase (NADPH) activity
Source: RefSeq, a predicted model, not a curated record
AUGAAUAAAGCAGCAAACUCUAGUAAACUCAACAAUGGCUAAAUUAUGCCAUUAGUUGGAUUAGGAACCUAUUUACUUAAUAGUAAAGAAGAAAUGACUAAUUUGCUCAGAACUGCAUUAGAUGCAGGAUAUCGCCAUAUUGAUACUGCAGUCAAUUACUAAAAUGAAGCUAUGAUAGGAGAAUCUCUAAAAACUAUUUUUAAGGAGGGAAAAUAUAGUAGAAAAGAUCUCUUUAUUGUCAGCAAGGUAUUUCCUAACAAGGGAAUCAACAUGCUUGAGUCUGUUAAAAAAUCCCUUAAGGAAUUGUAACUUGACUAUGUAGACUUAUACUAUUUACAUUUCCCUCUUGGUUUCCUAAGUGAGAAGGAAGAAUUCGUUCAUUUACCUGUCCAUGUAGCAUGGGCUCAGCUUGAAGAAGCUCAUAGAUUAGGUUUAGCUAAAUCUAUUGGUGUAUCAAACUUUAAUGUUAUGGCUCUUGCCGAUCUUCUUAGCUAUGCUAAAGUAAAACCUGUUUCAAACUAGGUUGAAGUCAGUGUUUUUAUUUAGCAAAAGAACCUAAUUAAAUUUUGCUAAAGAUUUGGAAUUCAUGUCACUGCCUAUGCACCCUUAGCAAAAUACACUGAUGUUGAGUCAAAUCCUAUUCUUCAAAAGAUUGCUAAAAAGCAUAAAAUUACUAUUUCCUAAGUACUAUUAGGAUUCUUAUUGAACUAAGGGCUUUCAGUGAUCCCUAAAACUGAUAAACCUUCCAGAUUGAAAGAAAAUAUCGAUUCUAUUAAUGUUAAACUUUCUGAAGAAGAUUUCAAAGAAUUAGAAACCCUUAAUAAGAAUCAAAGAACCAUCGAUCCUUCCGUUAUGGCAAUGUUUAGCUAUGUUCCAUUCUUUGACUGA